AUGAAUCUUUUGUCUAAGGAAGUUAAAUGCAAAUCGGGAAUCGUUGUGUUUGAUAUUGCCGGGCCGGGAUUUGAGAAUCAUCGAUUACAAGCACUAACUUUGCCUGAUGUGUGCCAGAACCUCUCCGCUUUCCCUUGGAGUUCAGUUCAAGCGCGUUAUGAACAUCUAUCGGACUUACCUUUGUUGAAUUUCGAUGGACCCGUGGAUAUGUUGAUAGGGGUGGAUCAGAUUGACCUCAUUACGCCAGUAGAAAUCAGAAGAGGGCGACGAGGAGAACCCGUGGCCAUGAGAUGUGCACUUGUUUGGGUCGUACGUGGUCGAACCUUCGAAACAGAACCAUCGGUUGGUGCUUCGGUAAACUUCACAAAAAUGAAACCAAACUUAGAAGACAUGAUGCGCACUUUGUUUGAUUCAGAGAAGUUUGGAUCGGAAUCUCAGGUUGAUCAUGGCCCGGCAUGGUCUCAAGAAGACAAAUAUGCAAUGAAGCUCAUUCGAGAAGGGACCAGGAAGCAACUGCAUGAGCCAGGAUAUGAAUCUAGUUUACCUUGGAAGAUCGGACUUCGACCUGAAAACGAUCCGGACAUUGCAAGGAAGAGAUUUAAGACCCUUCAGAGAAAAAUGAAAAAUGACCCAGCAUUGAGGGAAGACUAUCAAAGGGCGAUAGAAGUCUAUCUUAAUCAUGGAUAUGCAAAGAAGGUAGAAUCAGAAACGGAAAUCAAUCACCCACAUCAACAUUGGUUACCUCACCACGGUGUUUAUAAAAGUCCAAGAUCCAGAAAAUUGAGGGUAGUUUUCGAUUCAGCUGCAUCGUAUCGUGGACUCUCUCUGAAUGACUGUCUAUACACCGGCCCCGCUCUUCAGACAGACCUCCAGGAGUUACUUCUUCGCUUCCGCGAGUUUGAGGUGGCCAUGACCGCGGACAUUGAGGCAAUGUACAGCCGAAUUAAGAUGGAAAAAAAUGACGCCAGAUACCAUCGGUUCUUGUGGGAAACGGAGCCGGGUGGACCGCCUGAACUUUAUGAGAUGCAGGGGGUGGUAUUUGGGGACGCGCCAUCCCUAUGCCAAGCCAUUCACGUUCUUCAUCGAACUGCGGAGGAGUUUGGAUCACCAGACUUGCUGAGACUGGUGAAGUCAAAUUUUUACAUGGACGACUACUUGGACAGCUACUCUACGGUGGAAGAAGCGAUUGAAUGGGGAAUUCGAGUCAGAAACACUUUGAAAGAGGGCAAUUUUCAUGUAACAAAAUGGUUGUCAAAUGAGGUUGGUGUCAUGAAGGCUUGCGGAGACAUCGCGGAUCAAACGCAAGACAAGACUCUGGAUUUGGGUCUCGAAGACGGAAAGAUAUUGGGAAUGGUGUGGAAAACAUCAAGGGAUGGCCUGUCAUUCGCCCUAGAGAAAUUCGAGGAUUUUCCGGUGACAUUUUCAAGACGGGGAUUACUUAGCCAAUUGUCUGGAAUAUUCGAUCCAUUGGGACUCGCCGCUCCGCUCACCGUUAAGGAGACCAAGGUGAAUCAGGUCAAGACAACCAGAGCCGAUCUUUCUUGGUAUGAUGAACUAACCACUUUCGAGGAUGCCAUCGCUAAGUUCAGAAAAGAAUCUGGAGGCGCUGAAUUGAAGGGACAUGAAAUCAUCAAACGAGCUCAAAAGGAAUCGUUUGGAGAGGAGUUAGAUGCACUUAUUACGGGUCGUAAAUUGAAGAAAACAUCGCGAUUAGCCGGACUAAACCCCACUAUCGACCCUAGUGGCCUCAUUCGAGUGGGUGGACGAAUCGAUCGUGCAAAGGCUCCCUAUGACCUCCGGCAUCCCGUGGUGCUGGAACCCUCACAUCCUCUGACCCACCUUAUCCUGAACAAAAUCCAUUUCGAAGGAAAUCAUGGUGGAACAAACCACGUCCUUUCGAUCUUGCGCCAACACUACCAUGUCCUACGUGGACGAGAGGCCGUGAAAAGAACCAAGACCAGAUGCUCGUUUUGUCGAAAACGGGAUGCUCGACCUUUAGAUCAGAUCAUGGCAGAUUUGCCAAAUGAACGGCCUGAUGUCUGCUUGGACUUGGACUUGGACUUGGAUUUGGAUUUGGACAAGGAGGAGACAAAAAUCCUUUACCUACCAAGGACGUCGAAGUAUCUAAUUGUCGAAAAAGUCUCAAAGGUUCCCAAGAGUGCCGAAAAGGACAAACACGAUUACGAGCACGACAACAGCAAUCCAUCGGGAGAAUUGGCUCCCAGAUCUCGAGUCCCGGUCGUCACAACUCCAUGGACUUGGUCGAUAUGCGUCGAUUUCGACGGAGUGUGCCACUCACUUGGUGGAUGUGUGGGCUGA
Molecule: messenger RNA, 2319 nt
Organism: Tigriopus californicus
Lineage: Eukaryota; Metazoa; Arthropoda; Copepoda; Harpacticoida; Harpacticidae
Exons: 3
Coding region: 1-2319 (772 amino acids)
Source: RefSeq, a predicted model, not a curated record